AUGUCUUCUUCAGCAGUCCCUCGCCAAGCACCUGGCACCUCUACAGCCACCAUGUCCACCCCUGGAUCUACAUAUGCUACCUUUGACGCAGUCCGAUGCUCCAGAUGCCAGCUCUCCCUGAGCUCACCCGGUUCUAAGUCAGUCCAAUUCGGUGUCAACUGCUACUACUGCAACCGAUGUGCCACCAUGGUCGGGUUCAUACGAUGA
This is a messenger RNA of Trichophyton rubrum CBS 118892, 207 nucleotides long. RefSeq lists its product as uncharacterized. Lineage: Eukaryota; Fungi; Ascomycota; Eurotiomycetes; Onygenales; Arthrodermataceae. The transcript has a single exon. The coding region runs from base 1 to 207 and encodes 68 amino acids. The record is from RefSeq and is a predicted model, not a curated record.